Molecule: messenger RNA, 971 nt
Organism: Aspergillus welwitschiae
Lineage: Eukaryota; Fungi; Ascomycota; Eurotiomycetes; Eurotiales; Aspergillaceae
Exons: 1
Coding region: 146-586 (146 amino acids)
Source: RefSeq, a predicted model, not a curated record
CAGCAGACGCCUGUCUGGGGAGUAGCAUAUAAGAGGGCCUGCAGUCUCUGCAGUAAAGUUGGAGCUGUUGUGCCUCAAUCGCUUCCUUCCUGCCAUCCAGACCCCAAGCUGCUAGCUGUCCCUCUCCAAGACAACGCCCUCAGUUAUGCCUUCCUGGAUCGUCAAGCUCGGUGCCCUUGUGGCUUUGGCGCAUACCGUCGCCGGAUCCCAGAUCUCCCUCAGGACGACCACGCCCCCGGCCAAUGAGUACGUGACUCACUGCACUGUCAUCCUCGAUGAUGAGCUUUUUGGCUGCAAGGGCAGUUCGAAGCCCUUCGGAAAGAAGUGUGGCCAUAACAGGGGCAUCGAGACCAAGUCUAUCUGCGAUACAUCCUCCGUUACCGUUGAUUGGUCGACCGCCCAGGUUACCUUCCAGGAUAACAAUGGCCACUCGGCUAACUGCACGCUGAGUUCGACUGAGGAGGGAGGUCACUGCAACACUGACGACCCGGAUGAGUUCCCGAUUGAGCACAAUGGAGCAGAGAGACUCGGAGCCGGAGCUGCCCUCUGGGGUCUUGGCACCAUGGCUGCUACCCUGUUUAUCUGAACAUCCUGAACUUAAUGAACAGGGUAAGUGCUUCCUGGUUGAAGUGUUAGCAAUGUCCAACUACUGCUGGCUACUGAAUAGUCGACUAACAAUUAUCUAUCUGAUCAGGUCUUUCGCCAUUUCCGUGAUUACACUAUCCUCAUGAUCACUGGCCCGGCUACCACACCAUCGAUACCGUUGAAAGCAAGUCUAUUAUGGAUGCCGCCAUCAUAUACCCACGAUCUCCCGCACAUAUCUCUGAAGGGCAAGAGAUAACGCAAGACCGAACUCACAGAGGCAUUACUUUUUAAUGCAUAUUUUUUCUUCUUCGCCUCUACCAUUAUGUAUAUAGAUUUAUUUCUUAGUCAACAAUUAACGAGGAAUGAAAUGCCAUACAUACCUCAAG